Molecule: messenger RNA, 1521 nt
Organism: Aspergillus tanneri
Lineage: Eukaryota; Fungi; Ascomycota; Eurotiomycetes; Eurotiales; Aspergillaceae
Product: NYN domain-containing protein
Exons: 2
Coding region: 1-1521 (506 amino acids)
Biological process (GO): protein import into nucleus
Cellular component (GO): nucleus
Molecular function (GO): guanyl-nucleotide exchange factor activity; small GTPase binding
Source: RefSeq, a predicted model, not a curated record
AUGCCCUUGUCUGCUCUAUCAUCUUCUUCGAACUGGGAUUUCACUCCGGUGAUUGACCUACUUCGCUCGCCCACUUAUGGCGAAGGUUACCAGCCUGACGCUUCUCGCCACUUCCAGCCUUACAACGCAUCUCCCUCAACAGCUACAUCCAAGAUUGUCCUGAAUCAUCCAAACACUAGACACGAGACUAGUCGCUCCCCAAAAUUGGGCGACUUUAGCUCUCUCUGGGAUGUUUUGGGCGAUGCCCCCUCUUCUGCUCAACGAGAAGUUGGGCAGCACCAGGACGUCCAGAACGAUGCUGCUGGGCAAUCUCCCCAGAGGACCCCACAAUUUGAGAUCUUGAAACGGCCCUCUAAUAAAAGUAGGAACGGCGAAAGUGUCGGCGGGGAACCUCUAAGGACGCCGCCAAAGCCAGUACCAGGUUCGGAGGUCAUCAACUCUGGAAAAUCCACAGUUAGGUCCAGCGGGAUCAAACACAUUACCCACCAGAAUAGAAGUGUCAUCGAGUCUAGCUCGCCGGAUAGUGGUUCAGGGACAGAGUCGGAUGGAAACCUCAGUAUCUUUGACCCUUCAUUUUCAAAGAGGGAAGGCGUCCUAUCUUUGGUCCCUUCACAGGUGGGGGUAUCCGCGGCUACCAGUCGCCCUUGUGAGACGCCACCUUCUUCAUACGACGAAUCUGAGAAGACAUUUACUCCCAAGGGCGUCAAGCACUUGCCUAUUUGUGGCCCCGCUCGCAUUCAACCACUUGCCUACAAGUCAGCAUCUGACCGGAGGGUUGGCCUUUUAACAAAACUCCUGAAGUCUUUCCCGGAGUAUGCAGAGACGGUCGCACAAUUUGGGCGGCCUGCAAACCAUAACCAGGCGACACAAGCCUCCCGUCCGAUUCAUGUCUUUGUGGACAUGUCUAACAUUAUGGUUGGGUUUCACGAUGCUGUGAAAGUAUCACGAAACAUACCGGCGACGACGCGAACUCGGCGUGUGCCUCUCUCUUUCCAAAAUUUUUCAUUGAUACUGGAACGUGGGAGACCCACGGCCAAACGGGUGUUGGUAGGCUCCGAUCGGUUCGCGGCGAUCAAUGAGGGCGAGAAGCUUGGAUACGAGACGAAUAUCCUCGACCGAGUGCAGAAGGUGAAACAGCCAACUCGCCAUCAGGUGCGCUUUCGGAAGAAUCCUCGGGCUAGCUCUCGCGAUAGAGGCAGUGGUUCAGAAACGAACGACGUGCCGGGAUGGGUCGAGCAGGGUGUGGACGAAAUUCUGCACCUAAAGAUCCUAGAAAGCCUCUUGGAUACGGACGAACCGUCGACCAUUGUGCUCGCUACGGGAGAUGCGGCGGAAGCCGAAUUCUCAGGCGGGUUCAUGAAGAUGGUGGAGCGCGCGCUGCAGCGUGGGUGGAAUGUGGAACUGGUGAGCUUCUCCCAGUUGACCAGCUAUGCAUAUCGCAAGAGGGACUUUCGGGCGAAAUGGGGCGAGCGAUUCCGGGUUAUUGCUCUGGAUGAAUAUGUCGAGGAGUUGUUGGCAUAG